CCGCCUGGAUCUCAGUGCUCCUGCCCCGUCUGGAUCUCGGUGGUGGUUCUGGACUCCAGAGUUGGGGGAAGAUAAGUCCCUUGGUUUUAGCCCAGUGGGUCUUGGGUCCUUUGUGAUGCUAGUAGCCCUGGGAGAUUAAUGACACGCAUUUGUCUGUCCGUGUCAAGGGGACUAGCGCAUCUUCAGUCCCUGAAAUGAGUCAUCAGUGGUAGCCUAUAGUUUGGGAUCCAUUCCGUCGCUGAUGGUGUGGGGAGGGAGGGGAGAGGUGUGGGCUGCUCUGCGGCUGUGUGCGCAGCGGGGACAGAAGGAGCCAGCAGGAAGCCAGCAAGGACCCUCAAGCUUUGUCAUCCCCUUAAUAGGGCUAAUGGGAUUUUCUGGAGUGAUCCGCCUUUGGCUCUCACUGGGCUUCCGGCAAGGAGCUCAGAAAGCCGCUCAGAGCCGCCGGCCACCCCAGCGCUUGCCAACAGACCCGCACGCCCUGCCGCGGGGACAACCGGGGGCUCUCAAGGCCAGCCCGGCGUGGGACAAAGAUGAGUUCCCCCGAGGAACAGGCCUUCCGUCUGCUGACCGAGUAUGCAAACGGGUUCAUGGUCUCCCAGGUUCUGUUUGCCGCCUGCGAGCUGGGCGUCUUUGACCUUCUCGCGGAGGCCCCGGAGCCCCUGGGUGCGGUGGCGGUGGCUGCACGACUGAGCACCAGCUCCCAUGGGACGGAACUCCUGCUGGACACCUGCGUGUCCCUGAAGCUGCUUCAGGCCGAAACCAGGAGGGGAAAAGCCUUGUAUCAAAACACGGAGCUCUCCAGCACCUACCUGGUCAGGGCCAGUCCCAAGUACCAAGGCAACAUGCUGCGGUACCUGGCCAGGACGACGUACCUGUGUUGGGGCCACCUGGCCCAGGCUGUGAGGGACGGCAAGAACCAGUAUCCAGAGGUGUUUGGGGUUCCCUCGGAUGAGCUCUUCACCGCGAUCUACAGAUCCGAGGGCGAGCGGCUGCGGUUCCUGAGGGCUCUGGCAGACGUCUGGAGUGUCAGCGGGAGGCACGUGCUGGCCGCCUUUGACCUGUCCCCGUUCCCACUCAUCUGUGACGUUGGCGGCUGCUCUGGGGCUCUGGCCAAGGAGUGCACCUCUCUGUACCCCGGGUGUCAGGUCACCGUGUUCGACAUCCCCGAGGUGGUCCAGACGGCGAAGAAGCACUUCUCAUUCCUGGAGGACCCGCGGAUCAGCUUCUGUGAAGGAGAUUUCUUUAAAGACCCACUUCCGGAGGCAGAUCUGUACAUCCUGGCCAGGGUCCUGCACGACUGGACCGACACGCGAUGCUCACAGCUGUUGGCGAGGGUCCAUUGCGCCUGCAAACCAGGCGGCGGCGUCCUGGUGAUCGAAAGCCUCCUGGAUGCAGACGGUCGGGGCCCGCGGACCACGCAGCUGUACUCGCUGAACAUGCUGGUGCAGACGGAAGGCCGGGAGCGGACCCCCGCCCAGUACCGCGCGCUCCUGGCUCCCGCCGGCUUCCAGGACGUCCAGUGCAGGAGAACGGGGGGCAUUUAUGAUGCCAUCCUCGCCAGGAGGUAACUCCCUGUGGGUCUGCAGCGACUGACCCAACCAACCGGGGGGGCGGUGUCUCCAUGAGCUUCAGCAUUUCUGGGGGGCUGACGGUGGAGUGGGGGUCUCUGCUGGCUGUUGUCAACUGCCCAUCACUCUGUUGAUUUCGUCCUGUUCUAUUGUAUUCUGCUCUCUUGUGCUCUAACCCAACCUGUUCUGUGUCUCCUACCCUACUCCAUUCCAUUCUGUCCAAUUUUCUUUCUUUCUACCCUGUUCUAUUCCAUUUUCCUGGAUUUCUGGCAGCAUAGGGGACAAAACUGAACACCUGUGAGCUGCACCACACGGUAUUUCGAUGCACAGACGAGCGCAGUCGAGCUAACCCACACCCCUUCCCGGGGUGACUCUUUUAUCGUCGUCACCGAGGACAUUUCAGAUCUGCUGUCUCAGCAACGGGCAAGCGUGCGAUAGUCCGUGACCGUCCCCCUGCUGGACAUUACGGCCACAGGACUCAUUCCGCUUCUCACGGGAGGUCUGUGCCCUGGGAGCGCCCUCGAUCGCCCCGAUUCUCCCCCAGACGCUGGGGACCGCCUUCUGCUCUCCGCUUCUGCGAGUUCCGCUCUUGUAGACUUUGUCUUGAUCUCAGGUGGGGCAGGGGUGCCCUGUGCUCUCUGUACCCAUUUCGCCCACCCCGCCUCCCACCCCGGCAAGCCGCGACUCUGUUCUCUGCGUCGAUGACCUUGGUUCUCGUGUCCUUUGACGUCCCGCGUACAAGUGAGACCACACGGCCUUUGUCCUGCUCUGUCUCCCUUGGCACCAUAACGGCGAGUUCUUUUCAUCUUUCUUUUACUGUGGCCAAGUAGAGGUGCUGUGGAAUCUGCCCUUUUAACCUUUUCUCGGUGCCCCGUGCCGUGGCCCUGAGCAGAACCUGAGCGGAAUCACAAUACCGUACAACCGUGGGCACCACCCGUCUCCAGAACGUUCUCGUCCUUAAACGGAAGCCCCGUCCCCAUAAAGCACGAACUCCCUAUCCCUUCCCUGAGACCCUGGCCCCCAACAUCUCAUGGUCCCUGUCUAUGAACUUGCCUGUUCUACAUUCAAUUGCAGCGUUUGAACAAGGGAUGCCUCUACGCAUGUGUGUGUCUGUGUCUGUGUGUGUGCGUGUGCGUGUGUGUGUGUGUUUCCCCCAAACACUAACUUCUUGAGCACCAGGUACCCUGAAUUUAGGUAUCGAGUUUCCCAGACAAGCCAAUAACUUGUUUCCCAGACAAGCCACAUACUAACCCUAACCCUUGGGACUUACACGCUUGUCUCCAAGACCUGGACACAGCACCUGCUGGUACAGGAUCAUUGUUUUAACCUCCACAGGGCUGCAGGGGAACCCGCAGAUCAUCUUGACGCUGUAGGAGGUCCCUGCCAGCAGGAAGGACGCAGGUUGGCCAUGUCUAGUCCCAGGAUUUGCUUCUGAGAGUAAGCU
This is a messenger RNA of Mustela erminea (ermine), 3012 nucleotides long. It is a transcript of the gene ASMT, whose product is annotated as acetylserotonin O-methyltransferase. The coding region runs from base 531 to 1568 and encodes 345 amino acids. The transcript is spliced from 8 exons. The record is from RefSeq and is a predicted model, not a curated record. Lineage: Eukaryota; Metazoa; Chordata; Mammalia; Carnivora; Mustelidae. Gene Ontology annotation, molecular function: O-methyltransferase activity.